Messenger RNA from Helicoverpa armigera (cotton bollworm), 2666 nucleotides. RefSeq lists its product as uncharacterized. The record is from RefSeq and is a predicted model, not a curated record. Lineage: Eukaryota; Metazoa; Arthropoda; Insecta; Lepidoptera; Noctuidae. The transcript has 4 exons. The coding region runs from base 221 to 1927 and encodes 568 amino acids.
UGGCACCUGCGCAGUAUCCACUUGUCACUCUCCCACCGCCGCGUGCGCACCGCCGCGUCCGAACAAACACGCGACUCCCGCGCACGUGCGCUUUACUUUUACAACUUUUUUUUUUCGAAAAAAUCUGUGGAACGUUUUGUGUGCGAACUGUGUUGUGUUUGGAACAUUGCUUGAAUUCUCGACUGCUGUUCGCUGAUUCUGUGUUUUGAAGAUUACGACGAUGCGGCUUCGACGCGGCUUCGCUAUAGGCGUUCUGCUCAUAUUACACAUGAGUGGUACUCUUAGUGACCAGUCAUCCAAUGAGAGCGGUGGCGGCGGUGGUGGAGCUGGAUCGGACACCAGUAGUGCUGCCGAGCCAUCUGGAGACCAACUAGCCAUGGAGUCUUCAGAACGAGACACCCCGAGCCAUGCGUACAACGGACCUCCUCCACCGGCCCCGCCACCACAUAACAGGAGGCAGAACCCACCGCAUCAUCAGGCACAUCACCCACUAGGCAUGCCGAGAAUCCCGAAUCACCAUCAAAUCCAUGCAAAGCCGUUCGCCAUGGGACCACCAGUGAAUCACCACAAGAAUGACGUCGGUCCUGGCUUCCGGGGACCACCGCCACCUCCUGCACCUCCCGCUGAUGCUCAGACUUCUGCUAGCGACAAGGUCUUCAGCGGAGCUGGUGAUGUCUGGCCAGCCCCUGCACCAGACAUGCCCAAGAUUGUUUCCUUGGACGUGAAAUGUGAAAAGAACGCAAUGAGAGUAUUCCUCAGUUUUGACAAACCAUUCUUCGGUAUCGUAUUCUCAAAGGGACACUACUCCAACCAUCAGUGUGUACAUCUCCCGCCAAACCUAGGAAGAACGUCUGCCUCUUUUGAAAUUGGAGCCCAUGCUUGUGGAACAGCUGGCAGUGGAGACCCAAGGUACAGGGGAGACGUCGCAGCAGCUGGAACUUACUUCGAAAACGUUAUAGUAAUACAAUACGAUCCUCAAGUGCAAGAAGUAUGGGAUCAAGCAAGAAAACUUAGGUGUACGUGGCACGACCAGUACGAAAAGGCAGUUACUUUCCGACCAUUCCCUGUAGACAUGCUGGAUGUAGUUCGAGCAGAUUUUGCUGGUGACAACGUUGGCUGCUGGAUGCAGAUUCAAGUCGGCAAAGGCCCAUGGGCUUCCGAAGUAUCUGGCUUGGUGAAGAUUGGACAAACCAUGACAAUGGUUCUCGCAAUCAAGGACGACGACGCCAAAUUCGAUAUGUUAGUCCGCGAUUGUGUUGCUCAUGACGGUCAACGCGCUCCUAUACAAUUAGUCGAUAGGCGAGGCUGUGUAACCCGACCAAAACUGAUGUCUAGAUUCACAAAGAUAAAGAACUUCGGAGCCAGUGCCAGUGUGUUAUCGUAUGCUCAUUUCCAAGCCUUCAAGUUCCCCGACUCAAUGGAAGUGCACUUCCAAUGUACGAUCCAGAUUUGCAGAUACAGAUGUCCAGAGCAAUGUUCAGAUGGCAACCCCAAUGUGAUCGCACCACACGCUGAAUACGGACCGCCACAGAUUGACGCGUACCAACAAGUUGGUAUUGAAGCUAGACGUGAUGAAAGGAGAGUAAGGAGGCAGCGACGAGCCACUUCCCCUGAGAAGGAAGUUGGUGUGAACAGGGUUAUUCGAGUGGUCUCUGCUGGUGAUUUAAAUAUGGAUACUUCAGAAGAAACCACUGCACCUAAAGUAGUUCCCACGCCGGGACUCGUUUGUAUGACUACGCCUGGAUUUGCUGCAACGUUAGGAGCUCUUCUCGCUACAUUAUUAUGUUCAUGCGCGGUAUCCGCAGUUUUGUUCUUAAAGUUACGACCAAUCUCGACUCUGAAGAAGAAGACAGCUGCCGUGACGACGAUAGCCCGGCCGCACCCGCCCACCGCACAUGUAAUUUCAAAGAGUCGCUUCUACUCGUAACAGAGCGUGUAUAACCUAAUUUGUACAUAGUAGUGUGAUGAGACUGAAGUAUAUAGACCAUGCCAAUUAUUUAUUUGCGUAUUAUAUGAGUGCUCAAAUGAAUGUAGUUAAUCUGGAAACCCUUACUUAGCAUUAAAUCAAUUUAUGUGUAGCUUAACAGACCGUUGAACUUCAGUUAAAUCGUAUUGAUUCCUAUUUAUGAAACAGUUGAAUUGACAUUUGAUUCAGCAGUGUUUGUUGCAACUGUGUUGUUAACUAAAGAGUUUAUUUAGUUGUUGAAUUAUUCUUUAGUUGUUUUCGCGUUGUUAGAACAAAUUAAAAACACAAAUUGUAGUAUUAAAAUAUUUUAAGUACAAUCUUCUGUUACCUCUUUUCGAAUGUCCAUUUGAAGUAGGGGCAACGGAAAAUAUAUCAUACGGAAUAUCAACAUAGGUGAACCGCUAGAUUGUAAUUUAAAAUAACUUGUCAUUAGUAUUAAUAUAUUUAUUUUUAAUUAAGUCUUAGUCAUUAUUACGAGUACGUAUAGCGAUUUAUUUAUUUUUUAUACCACCUGAGUACCUCUUCUUCUUAUUUUAUUGUUUUUCUUCGCAUUAUUAUUUAAAGGUUUAUUAAAUGUUACAAUGGAGUUUAAAUGUUUCAUAUUAAUUUAUUUUAUAAACGAGUUGAAUUAUUUAAAUCGAGGUUGUACCAUAUACAUGUUUGAUGGUUUUAUAAAAUUUGUAACAGUAAAUUUGAAAAU